GACCUGGUUUGAUGCGGAACAACCACAUCGGCCCGAGUCUACAAACGCUAUUGACCGCGAAAAGGCGAGGACAGCCGAAAUGGAGGAAAAUCAAACAUCGGAAAGUGUCGCUGUGUUACCGGACAUGUCCGAACCGUUGACGAGCGAGUCCGAGGAGACGUCCGCCCUGACGACUGAACACGAAGCCCAUCCUGUCGCCGUCACUUCCGUACCGGGUGUAACUAGUGUUCAAGGAGUUGGUGUACCGGUUUCUUUACCUGUCGGCUCCAUCAUCGGGGUUGCAAACGCCUCCAAUGGAACUACCUUCAACGUCAUCACCUCCGAUCAAUUACAGUUACCCGGUUCGGGUCAAUUCAAGCAGAUGUUAUGCGUUGACAAUAGUUUCAUUUGUGAGCCCCGACACGAUAAGGAUACCGAUCCACUACGUUGGAAUGGUGAGUUGAAGGCAACGCACAUUGUAAUUCAAAAUAGUGCUGAUGACACUGACACGGAGCAACUUCAUGUCUCGGCGGCGAAUUCACAGCCAGUGUGCAGCUGGUCGGAGUCGGCUAGUAUGGCCGUAUUGCCAGUCAGGUGUAAAAAUACAAAUGCCGAACUACAUAAAAGUAGAUUUGGCUCAGGUGGUAGAGGACGUUGUAUAAAAUUGGGCCAGGAAUGGUAUACACCCAGUGAAUUUGAAGCACUCUGCGGAAGAGCAUCGAGCAAAGACUGGAAGCGUAGUAUUCGUUUUGGUGGAAGAAGUUUACAGACUCUUAUUGAUGAACAAAUAUUAAAACCACACGCCACAUCUUGCACCUGUGCAGCAUGCUGUGAUGAUGACAGUGCUACUGGUCCAGUUCGUUUGUUCACACCCUACAAAAGAAGAAGAAGAGCUAGAGAAAAUUCGGAUGGCGAAACACCAUCGCGUAAACAUAAAAGUGAUAAUUCAAGGGACGGUAGUAAUAAUGAUAGUGACAGUGAAGUUGUUGGUCCAGUGAAAGAAGUUUGGUCGCAAUUUGUUUCUGAGGAUGGUUUAGUUGUUCAUCAAUCGGAACAAGAAAGUGUUCAAGCUGAGAAUGGACAAGCGGACGAUGUAUUUAGGAAAUUAGACGAUAUGUCAAAUAAGAUGUUGAAAAUUGCCUGUGACUUUAAGCGUACUUUAGAGGAAGCAAAAGAAUUGUAUAAACAACAAAGAAGAGAACAAGCUCUAGUCGCUCAAUUGGGUGGAAGGGGAGAUGUAAUAGAGACUGUUGGUCUACAACCCGCACUUGAUACUCACAAUAAAAAGUGCGCUAACUGCAAUCGAGAAGCAUUUGCGGAAUGUUCAUUAUGCAGGCGUACACCAUAUUGUUCAACGUUUUGUCAACGUAAAGACUGGAGUGUACAUCAAGGGGAAUGUGUAAGGGGAGCUGCUGAAACUGUAAUGCUGAUAGUCGAAAGCAGUAGCGCUGACGCAAAUACUUUAGGAUCAAGUGGCGGGGACCAAUAGCUACUAUUCUUUUACUCAUCUAUUCAGUAUAACUCAAAGUAUCACAUUGCAAAAAUUUCAACAAUUAUUUAUAAAAAGAAAAAAAACAUUAAGAAUAAGAUUCCUACAAGUCAAGAUACUUAAUGUUUAAAAACGUGGAAUUGAUUUCAUUUUGAUUUCAUCAAUUCUUAUUUUUGCUACAUUUCUUUUUUCCGUUUUUAAGGAAUCAUAAAUUUAAGACUUUUUUUACAUGAUAUUUUUAUGUAUUAUUAUUUUUAUAAUUUAGGGUACUUUUAGUUUAUUUGUAAAAAAAAACAAAAAUUUGAAAUUAUAAUUUCAAAAGAAUCUUCUUUGUUAGUUGAGAAGGAAAUAGCUAAUUGGGAAAUAAUUUCAUAAAGGUGGAAAAAUUCUAAAGUUAUAAUUUAGAAUUCCUUAUAUAUUUAUUUAUUUUCUUUUUUUUUAGUUUAUUGCCGUCCUUAGAGAUUUUUUUUUGUCAAAAAUCGAAAUUUCCCUCUCGCUUUUCCUGAUUAACUCAACAGCAAACAUUUGUGCAUUCGUUUAUUUAUAGAAAAUUAUAUGUAUAUAAUUCAUUUACACAUAUAAAUGUUGAGAUAUUAGCGUAAACUCAGUUUUUUGCGCUCCAAAAAAAUCAACCAAAGUUGACUGUUUUUUUUAGAAAAUAAUUAUGUGUGAAAAAAUCAUUGUACAUUCAUCUUUGUACAUAUAAUCAUGUAUUCUAUAACUUAUUUGUUUCGCAAAAUAUACACGGUCCAUUCUUUCACUCAAA
Messenger RNA from Leptopilina heterotoma, 2234 nucleotides. It is a transcript of the gene Deaf1, whose product is annotated as deformed epidermal autoregulatory factor 1. Gene Ontology annotation, molecular function: RNA polymerase II cis-regulatory region sequence-specific DNA binding; DNA-binding transcription activator activity, RNA polymerase II-specific. Gene Ontology annotation, biological process: positive regulation of transcription by RNA polymerase II. The record is from RefSeq and is a predicted model, not a curated record. The coding region runs from base 80 to 1468 and encodes 462 amino acids. The transcript has 4 exons. Lineage: Eukaryota; Metazoa; Arthropoda; Insecta; Hymenoptera; Figitidae.